GGGCCCACGUUGGACCUUGGUGAGUACCGCCGCCCCGCCUACCAACAAUUUUCCCGCGCCUUCGCCAUAGUCGGUCCAACAUGGCCAUGCUAGACGUCCUCGACCUACCCCAGCUUUACACCAAGCCCUCCGCAGAGGCCCUCCUCGACACGCUCGCGCUCCUCACCACCGGUCCGCGGUCAUGGGAAUACACAAGCACGAGUGAUGAAGCCGGUAAUCGAGUGGAUUCUGGUGAGCCUGUUGUCCAGGUCAACCCAGAGGGCGUCACACGAUACCUCACUACCAUCAUCAGUAGCGGUUUACAAUGGAUUCAAGACGAUGAGGUCAAGGAGCGCAUCUGGGAUCAGGCCAGCGCCCGACUGAGCGAGCGCUCCGGUCGAUCUGCCAUGAGCACCAUGUCUCGCACAUUCCAAAUCCCUACCGCCUCUGAAUCCUUCGAGCUCAAGAUUCACGAGCCUGCUAUGACAGGCGACGAUCUAGGCCUGAAGACAUGGGCUGCUUCAUACAUGCUUGCUAAGCGCCUCAAGAGCUUCAACCUCGUGCUGCCAGAUACACAUGAGAGGCUACAGGUCCUGGAGCUUGGGUCUGGUACCGGUUUAGUAGGAUUAGCAAUGGCCGGCCUUGGCGCAGACGUUGUUCUGACAGACCUGCCCAGCAUUUGCCCGAACCUGGCCUACAAUGCGCAGCAGAAUCGAGAAAUUGUCAGUCUCAAUGGUGGAGCAGUCCGCACAGCUGUGCUUGACUGGACACAUCCCACUCACUGUGAACCUUUGCCAAACGUCAACGGUACUGGCGACAAUCUAGCCAUUCCUGCAAAAUUUCCCUUAAUCUUGGCCGCAGAUUCACUAUACUCUCCAGAUCACCCACGCAUGUUAGUUGAUACCAUUGCCGCUUGGCUUUCUCCGGACAACGACGCUAGAGUAAUCAUCGAGUUUCCAUACAGAGACUGUUACUUGCCCGAGAUCAAGGACUUCCGUCGCCGGAUGCUUGAGCUCGGCUUAGAGAUAUUGGAAGAGGGAGAGGAGAGGGGACGGGAUGACUGGGGACCGUCAGAGACAAGCGAAGAUCCAGAUGAUGAAGCGCUCGUGACUUGCUGGUGGUCAUGUUGGAAAAGGCAAAUUUCAAGGGCCAGCUGAGAGAUGCUAUCAACAUUGCCGCACAUUACCCUCCUAGAAGAACCGGCGAGGUUAAGCUAAGGCAAAAUGGCAAGGUGCCCCCACGAACCGCAUGACCCGCGAUUUGGUUUGGUCAUUCGCAUAACCACGGCGCUCAAUAGCGACCUCGGAGCAAUGCCGAGAUAUCCACACGAACUUUCCAAGAACAGUGAUGCAAGCGCCGGAUAAUUUUGACG
Molecule: messenger RNA, 1351 nt
Organism: Alternaria alternata
Lineage: Eukaryota; Fungi; Ascomycota; Dothideomycetes; Pleosporales; Pleosporaceae
Exons: 2
Coding region: 81-1136 (351 amino acids)
Source: RefSeq, a predicted model, not a curated record